GUAGAGGUGAAGGAAAUCCUCGGUGAUCAGUUUGUCGAGUGCUCCUUCGAGUCCGUUUGUGUGGCCUUAGCUAAAGCCAUUGAGAAGGGCCUGGUGCCGGAGCCGGGCUUGCAAACUUUGCGGAACCUGGAGCCUCAUUUCGAGAAGCACGGCUUGAGUUCCAGCUCCCCACUUUCCGCUGCCUUGGGGUUGCAAGCAACUCUGAAGAUCAACGUGGUCUCUAUGGCUGGGGAGAAGACGGCACACGAGGUGGAGUCGCGGGGCCGAAUCCUCGACUUGAAGUGCAAGCUCGGCGUUCCCUUCGGGACGAAGGCCAACCUUUCCUUCAAGGACACGGUACUUGGGGACUCACAGACUUUUGCAGAUGCCGGUGUGGAAGAAGGCUCCGACCUACUCUUGGUUCAAGAGAAGAUGUCCUGGGGGGAGGACCAGAAAAGUGCGAUGAAGGACCUGAUCAACUUCCUGGAGGACGACGAGGAAGUCGAAGCCGUCGUCUUCGGUGAUUGGGGCUGGGGAAACUACGAGGAGGUUGAGGAAGACUUCCGAAUUCCCGAAAACCGACGCGGGCAGGUGCUCACGCCCUAUGAGGCCGGAUCCUACAUGGAGGGAUGGUCCUUCUUGGGGGGCCACGGUUCCCCUGAGUGUUACGCGGCCUACAUCUACACCAACCAGAGGGUGAUCUUCGUGUGCCAGUAUGACGGCUUGACGAGCUUGGAGGGGAUUCCCGCGCGCCCCAUUGCCUGCAUGCCGACCAUGCCGGGAGGGUGA
Molecule: messenger RNA, 768 nt
Organism: Symbiodinium necroappetens
Lineage: Eukaryota; Dinophyceae; Suessiales; Symbiodiniaceae
Source: the annotation of a GenBank genome assembly